GAAAUAGGAGACGUCAGCGGUCAGACGUCAGAACUCAGAUGAGAAAAAUAUCAAAUGCGGGCGGACAUGAAAAUAAUUUUGAUAUAAUAUUAUUUAGAUGUUGCAACGAUUGUUGUUUUCAUUCGUUUUCUUAUUUCCAUAAUACUAAUUCUAUUUCUAUUUGGUCUUCAUCUUCAGUCCAGUGUGUGUAUUCAACUACUUAAGUAUCAACCCUCCAACUUUUUUAAUGAAAUCAUUAGGUAGUCGAUUAAAAAAGUAUCUACUGUGGCAAUAUUAAUUUGAACAAUUAUUUACUAAAAUAAUAUGGAAUACAUUCAGCUGUAACUAAAUGCAGAUUGAUGUUGAUGUACAAUGGAUCUACUAAAGACUCCAUCAACCCAAUCACUUUUGGAUUCUGAUCUUGAAUCAGUUGAGAGUCUUCAGUAUGUGGAUAUUGAAGAGCUUGACGAAGUGGAAUACGCUCUACCUACUAGUGAGGCACCUACCCUAGCUGAAGUGUUAUCUUCAGAGGAAUUGGAAAGUGAAAACAAAAUAUCUGCAAAAAAAUUUGAAGAUACUACAUGUUCUGCUUUACAAGUUGACUUUUUACAGGCAAUUUCUCAGCAAUUGAUACAGGCUCAAGAGCGAUCCUCUGCGGGAGCUGCUACUACAGUAAGUGUAGGCUCAAGUGGUCGGCUUACAGUGGGUACUGCACAUGGACACCUACUUUCAUUCCUCGAUCAAACAUUGCGAUGGGUGUGUGACGCACACGGCGACAACGGGGCAGUUACGUGCCUUUCAUAUAACCAUGAUGGUACUCGCCUUUUGGCGGGAUUUGCCCGAGGUCUCGUUUACCAGUAUGAAAGUAUACGAGGGUUAAUCCUUAGACGUGUGACUCUCGGAGGAGAGCUUUGGGGCACACUGAGAGUGACGUGGGCGGGCACUUCCGGGCUCGCCUUAGAUACAGGUGGAUCUGUUUGGCUUAUACGGUUUUCGAGACCAUUGGGUGUGCGCUCUGCUCGAGUCUCGUGUUUAUUUUCGGGAGCACGCGGUGAAGUAGUGGCCAUGACAGCGCGGGACGCUCGCAUUUUAGCUCUGGCGACUCUUUCGAGAGUUAUCAUAGUGGCCGGGGGCCGGGCCGCUGGAGUGCGCCUAGAUGGCCCGCCUGACGUGCUUCCCGUGUUGGAGUGGUGCGAGCUGGAUAAUAGAAUACUUGUAGCUGCCCGUGCGAAUAUUAUGCAAUGGCUUGCUGUAACCUUAAUUGGAUCAUCUAUAAGCCUGCGGCCCGUCCAACGAGUAGAACUCAAGUCGACGCCAAUAUGGCUCGGUUGGUUGGGAGGUAGCCUUGCAAUCUUUGAUUCGGACGAAAACCUUCGACUCUGGGGAGACGAUUAUGACAAACCACUAGAUUUGUCCCAAAUAGAGCCUGUGUAUUCGUCCGCUUUUUUCAAGGGCCACUGGACGGACGGGCGAGUGUCGCGCGCCAUGUGCAAGGCCGGCGAGAGCGCGCUGGGCGGGGCGUGCACGUCGGAGGGCACGUUAACACUGCUCGGCCGCCGCGGAGUAGUCCGCGUCAAGCCUCGAGAUUUGCUCGCAAGGGCCCAAGCGUUUAUAGAUACGGGACGCUAUUCCCAAGCCUUAAGGUUGCUCUGUUCGUCUCAGGGCGCUGAGGCUAAAAAAAUAGCGAAUGAAUUUAUAGGGAAUUUAGCUGAUAGACCGCAUAUAUUGAGCAACAAGAAUGUCGCAAUUCAAGUUGUUAAGCUUUGUCUCAAAUAUGAUUUAAGUGAAGAGCUCUGGAAUUGCCUUUGGGAGAACUGUUCGGGAGAGCAGGCAUUCGUUGAGGCGUUGGGAGAUGCCGCUGUGCGCGGCGAACUGGCCAACAACCCACCCUCUCCUGACUUUACACAGGAGCUAAUAGAACGACUAGCCGAGUUCGAGCCCGACCUGGUGGAGCGGGUGGUGGCCUCGUUGCCGCUGACGUCCCUGGACCCGCACCGCGCCAGCGUGUUCACGCGCGACCGCGGCCUGUGGCGCGGCGUCGGCGCCAUUGCAGCAGCUCUGGACGGGUGCAGCGGCGCAAUGCGCGAGCUGGUGCAGUUCGUGGACGCGGGGUGCGCGGGCGCGGCGGCGGGCGCGGGCUGCGGCUGCGCGGGCGGCGCGCUGCUGCUGGCGGCGGCGGACGCGCUGGCGGGACGCGGCGCGGGAGGCCGCGCGCUUCCUGCGCACGCGCGCCCCUCCGCGCGCCACGAUGCGCUGCACACACUGCUCGCCGAAGAGGCGGGAAUACGAUCUCCUUUGCGAGUAUUAGUACUGCACGACACAUCGGCUGCGAUCCGGCUGCUGGAGCAGUGUUCGCGCGAGCCACCGUUCGCCGGCCCGCUCGGCAAGCAGAACCGCUUGCGCGUAGCGCGGGCGCUUCUCGCCUACACCACAGACCUACAGGAAUCCGACAGGCGGCUGGAAAUUAUAGAGUUCAUCGCCGGGCAGCUCAGUUCAGGCGCGCUGCCGCUCGAUCACGAUUUGAUAAAAAAUAUGCAAGAAUUCGUGGUGACUACAGAUGACGAGCGGUCUGACAGAGCGUGGCUCAUGAUUCUGACGCGAAUACGUUCGCAACGAGACCAAAUGCUCGCGCAGUACAGAGACGCUAUACUGCGGCCUCGAGUUCUGUGGCGCCUGGACGCAAUGCUCGACCGACACGACGAAGCCCUUAAAGAGUUUUUUGAGGUACAGAAACCGUCGAGUAAAGACAUCGAUGAGUUUUUUGAAUAUUUAAGAUCGAGAAUCGAAGUCGAUGGCGAAAUGAGAAAACAACUCAAGCCACACCUUCCUGCGCUCGUAGAACUGCGUCCACGAUCAGCUGCAGCUUUAUUGAAUGAAGAAAGUAGCGAUUUAAUUUGUACAAUUUUGGACUCUUUAAGCUUCAAGUGUAAGUUAGAGUUCGGUGAGUGUUUGCUGGACGCGGGCCGUCUCCGCGGCGACGCGGCGGCGAUAUAUCUGCGCACUCUGUGCACGCAUCGACCUGGCGACGUUAAAGACUUUCUGAUCAAAAACGCGGGCAUCGUCCGCCCAGAGGACGCACUCGCUAUCGUGAGGGAACUGGGACCCGACGAGGCGGAAUCGAUCUGUUUAGAAGCGACGGGCGAUCAUCUGGGCGCACUCGACGCUCUCUUGCGAUCGAUAUCGUCGAGCGUCGACGAGGAGUCGAAAGCGAACAUCGUGAGCGAGGCGAGCGCCCUCUGCGCCCGAGUCGGACCGACCGUACCCACGAGUGUUGCGGCGGAGCUGUGGACGCGGCUGCUGCGCGGCGCGGGCGCCGUGCCGCCGCCGCUGCUGUUCGAGGCGAUCGCCUACCUGCCUCUCGAGCAGCUCGUGGUGAAGACGUGCGAGUCGCCGCGCGUGGCGUGCGCGGUGCUGGCAGGCGGCGCGGCGCGACGCGCCGUGUGGCAGUGCGCCGCGCGCAUCUUGCAGCGAGAGGCGCACGAGGCGCUGGCGCGCGCGCUGGCGGCGGCGCGGCGCGGCGCGGCGGCGCGCGGCAGCUGCCGGCGCUGCGGGGCCGCCCUGGCGUGCCGGGCGGGCGCGCGCACGUCACACUGCGCGCGCGCCUUCCACGCGGACUGCGAGCCCGAGGCGCAGUGCGCGUGUGGCCGGCGCGCGCCCGCCAUCGCGCUGAGCCUGCCGCCGUGGCCGCGCCGUCGCGCCGCGCCGCCGCCCGACUGCGACCUGCUGCUGCGAGCUCCACCCCGCCCUGAUCUCGAAGGCGUCGUUUGAUAAAUUUCAACCGUCGUGGGUGCUUUAUGUUAAACUUUGUUUUUUUAAUACAUAGGUAUUUAAAAAUAUAAUAAAAUGUUACUAUGU
Maniola jurtina (meadow brown) is the source of this 3834-nucleotide messenger RNA. RefSeq names its product vacuolar protein sorting-associated protein 8 homolog (gene Vps8). Gene Ontology annotation, biological process: endosomal vesicle fusion; protein targeting to vacuole. The transcript has 9 exons. The record is from RefSeq and is a predicted model, not a curated record. Gene Ontology annotation, cellular component: late endosome; HOPS complex. Lineage: Eukaryota; Metazoa; Arthropoda; Insecta; Lepidoptera; Nymphalidae. The coding region runs from base 352 to 3747 and encodes 1131 amino acids.